Exophiala dermatitidis NIH/UT8656 is the source of this 4183-nucleotide messenger RNA. RefSeq lists its product as uncharacterized. The record is from RefSeq and is a predicted model, not a curated record. Bases 496 to 3666 code for a protein of 1056 amino acids. The transcript has a single exon. Gene Ontology annotation, molecular function: SUMO ligase activity; zinc ion binding. Gene Ontology annotation, biological process: protein sumoylation. Lineage: Eukaryota; Fungi; Ascomycota; Eurotiomycetes; Chaetothyriales; Herpotrichiellaceae.
AAACUGCAGAAUCAACAACUACACAAUCUACAGGGCUCCUCCACGACCCAACAUCCUUACUGUUAGUAUUAUUACACUCUCGCUCACUUACACUCUCUCUGCGUCCUCCUCCAGUGCCAUCCAAUCGCCACGAUACUGCCAGCCGCGUUGGUAUGGCGGCUUCCCGCCUGCGAUCCUUCAACUGCGCUCUUCCACUCCCGACCGCCGCCCUUCACAUGCGAGUGUGAGUGAAUGCGUGCCUCUCCUUUGCCUGGUAACAAGCACCGCCUGCGCGCUUUCGCGCCUCGCGCUGGUAAACCGGAGCACAAUGCUACUUCACCGCAUCAAAGGUUAUUCUCGCGUGCGCCCAAAACAAAAGCCCCGGUUGUUGUUCCUUGGCCGGUCCUUUCGAGACAAUCGCGCCGUCUUCCCACCGUCCGCUCUUAAAGAUCACCUUGCUUUCCGCUUCGUGUCCUCCUGCAGCCGUGACCAAGGCUCUUCUUGAUCGACUCAAGCAUGGCAGAUUCCCGUGGCAAACAAGCGACCACGAGCGGGAGCCUGAAUCCUCGUGAUGCUGCGAGCGUGCAAGACAGCAAUUACACUUCUCAAUAUUUCGUCGGCGGUCGACGGCGGGCCUGGAUGAACUACACAUCUGACCAUGGACCUUGGAAUCCACCAUCACGUCCAAUUGCUCCCAACCGCACCAUCACGUUGCAACGACCUCCCACACGCGAAUCUCAGCCUAGUGAAGAAGCAGGAACAACUCCCAGCGCAGUCGCGGAGUUAGAUGGACCACAACCUGAGACUCAUGCGACCUCCGCCGAUCCUACGUUACUAUCUAUCAUUGGCAAUCCCAAUUCAAGAGAAGGACAGCAGGAACACGCGGAAGAAAGCACAGAUCUUCCUCAGAACGCCAACAUACAGUCUAGCGCUACCAGUGUUCCCCAGGCCGGCGCUAUGACUACGGCUUCGGUGUUGCAAGCACCGCCGCAAAAUGUUCAGGGCUCUGCGCCUCCAAAAGGCACUUCUCCGGCCAAAAGAAAGCGUCUCUCUGAUACCGAACUGACUUCCGAGCGGAGAGUUCGAUCAGUAUCCCGCCAUGUUGGUGGAGCCAUAACUGGUCCGCCCGCGACUCCUGCCAAUUCUUCAACUUCUUACAAGGGCGCAAUCCUAACCGCGUUAUUUGAUACCUGUGUCGCAACGAUCCAACAACCACUGCUACCUACCGAUUCGUCCAGACUCUUGAUGCUGCGUGAUGCUUGCCAAUUGGAUGACCGGUAUUUCCUGGUGCUGAACUCGACCUAUUUGUGGUGGAAUGAAGAUCCUACGAGAGUUCCCGGUCUGGGAAAGCGGAUGUACGGCUACGAGAUUUUGCAGACGCUGGUGCCACCUAAUAAUGUUCUCUCUGUCGCAGUGGUCGAUCUCUGUAAGGUAUUCUCGCAACGGCUACCGCAACACCUUCCUGAGCUGCGAUAUGACGCGGUAAGAGAUGCGUACAGAGAUUACCUCCACCACCUUUUGGAUUCUUUGGGAACGGGAUACGAUCACCUUAGGGACGAUUCGCUGAAGGCAGGCAUCCCACCAUGCCCUUCGCAAAUGCAGUUGGCGUUGUCGGUUGCCUCGCCUGUUCUCCAAAAGCUUAUCUUCUGUGCCAUCCUCCGCUCUGCCUCUGCAGACAACAACUGGAUUCAGCUGGCAUUGACCCUCUUUCAGGAGUUUCAAACUAGAGCUCCCAUCCCGGACGGGCCCGAUGCGCAUGAUCAACGCCGCGCGAUAAUUCUGGAAUUCGGUCAGAGAUACCGCGCAUUGCACGCCCAUUAUGUCAAUUUCAAUCAUCAGAUGACUUUGGGUGCGUCGCAGUUUCCGCAGGGAAUGUAUCAGAACCAGCCUACAAACUUCGGUAUGGGACCUUUGCUGCCGGCGCAAUCGCUCUUGGAUGCGCGUAUCUACCCAGGAAAUCAAGCUGGACAAUUCUCUCCAACCCAGCAGCUGACUUUCUCUGUACCAGCAGGUUAUCCGACAGCUCCAGCCAUUGCUCAACAAGUCUUGCCGUCGCCGCCGAUAGUUCGGGAGCCACCUCGUUUCAAUUCCCAGUCUCCUUUCUCUCCUGCUGCCAUGAACCACCAAGCAGCGCCAAUGGUCUCAAAAACCGUGUCAACAGCUCGUCCUGUGGCCCGGCAAACACGACCUUCCAUUACGGCGCGGGCUCUUGGGACUACAGCGGCUCGUUCUUCUAACCCUCCACAUUAUGCGCCCCAGCCUCCAAUGGCCUCCCAACCCCAGUCCCCCGUCCAAUUCGGGACGAUGGCUAGACAACCUGCAGCGGUAGCACCGGCACUGCCUUCACCUUCCCAGAUGAACUCGGCCGGGGUGACCCAUCCAACCUCCCUCUUCCCGCCUGCCACGUACACUUUGCCGAUCCUAGCGCAGCCGGACCCAGAUAAGCGAGCCAUGCACCAGGCCCACCUGGCUGCUCCGAAGUACAUCAAAGUCGAUUGUCCAGAGGCAAAGUAUUACCAGUACGUCGAAGACAUUAGGGAGCUGCCUCAACUGCUCCGUGCAACAACUGAUUUGGUGCGGUGGACUGUUCACAUCUCACCAGAUGUCUGGGCCCGGAAGGCGGAAACAAUGUCACCUGUUGGCGAAUUCAUGGUCAAACAGCGCAAGAUCAAGAAUGGCUCUGUACAGUUCCGAAUGAAGUGCAUAGCACUCGAUGACAGUGCUGAAGCACCGAUGCCGAGCCUUUCAGACUUUUGCGCUCGACCGACAACUUGGCCCAAAUAUCUGUCGAUAUCCAUCAAUGGUGACUUCGGCGUCGACUUUCGCCGCAAGGCACUCCAUGGUGUUGAUCUGCCUACGGAUGUCACCGAUCUCCUCAAGUUCGGGGACAACGAGAUCGUCGUAUGCACCGCAUCCACUCCCGCAGAAUCAAAGACGAGUUAUCUGUUGGCAGUUGAGAUCGUGUGCGUUUCCACCCACGAAACCGUGCGGACCAUUCCAAGUCGUAUCGGAGCAGAAGAGUCUCUGACCAGUGUCACCAAGGUCUUGAAAGGCGGCGACAAAGAACAACCUGCAAACGGAGCCGACGACGACGAAGAUGACGUGGUCAUUGCACAAUCCGUCUUGAGUAUCGACCUCGUAGAUCCCAUUACCUCUGUUGUAUGGGUCACGCCCGUGCGCGGAAGAGAGUGCCAGCAUCGAGAGUGUUUCGACCUGGAAGCAUUCCUGCUCAGUCGAACGAGCCGUGACAAAAAGAAUGCCGAUGUGACGGACCCCGACCAGUGGAAAUGUCCGAUCUGCCGCAAGGACGCUCGGCCUCCGAUGCUAGUCGUGGACGAAUUUUUGCUCCAAGUCCGUCAGCAGUUACAGCAGCGAAAUCAGCUCGAAGAGGCAAAGGCAAUUCUGGUCAAUGAAGAUGGUUCCUGGGACGUGAAGCUCCGUCGUGGCAUUUCUGCAGUGCGGUCUAAAACUACAGCAACGGCAGCCAACAUAGUAAACGGCUCAAAAGCACAGUCACCAGCAAAGGUGACGUCUAAAGCAGGGUCGCCUCAAGAAGCGGAGUUUGAGACUGCUGCUGCUGCUGGAGACAAAGCUGCUUCUGCAACCCCUACAGCAGGAGUCUCUGCAACUCCACCUCCCGAUUCCAUCGUUGUUCUGGACGAUGAUGAUGACGAAGUGAUGAAUUGACGAUCGACACGAUGGUGAAGAUGAAUUUUCUUCUUCCUCAUGUUUUGCCUUUUGGCAUUCAUUCGCGGUGCCUUUUUGAGAUGUGAUGUUCUUUUUUUUUGGUUUGCGAGAGAUACCCCUUUUCGCAAAAUUGUUUGUUGGUGUGUCGAUAUCGUGUUUGGGUAAUUGGGCGGCGUUUGAGUUCACAGACUCGGUUGGAGUCUGGUUCAAAAAGUUUUGGGGGCAUUGUUUCUUUUUGCUCCUGGUAAUUAUGUCGAUGCAGUGGAACGAUAGAAGGCAAUGGAGCCACUAUGUGUUUGAGUUCGGGGAUAGAGAGAGGAUCGCUUGCUCUACCAGCCAGUGCUUGUUACUUUUGUCCAACCCACAUCGUCGCUGCAGCAAGCAGUAGAGGCAGGGCUACCAAGAGUCGCCUACCAUGUCAGAUGUCAAAUAGUCGGAUCGAGCAUGGUCGAGACAACAGAGUCUCGUUACAGAAAAGUAAUAACAAACAAUAAAAAUUGUAUGAGUAAAAAUCAAG